CGUGGUCCAGCGAAGAAGAAGAAGAAGACAAGAUGGGUGAGAUGAUUCCACCUCGUUUGAAGAAACUUUGGGACAAAUGGAACAUUCGUGGAGUCAUAAUACUCAGUCUCUUCCUCCAAACAAUCCUCAUCUUCUUCGCUCCAAGCCGAAAACGCACAGCACAUAAGCUCCUCCUUGCGCUUAUAUGGUCAGCUUAUCUUCUUGCUGAUUGGGCAGCAGAUUAUGCUGUUGGACAGAUCUCAGACAGUCAAGAAGAAGAAGCUGACAAACACUCCAAGAACCGUGAGCUAUUAGCUUUUUGGUCACCAUUCCUUCUCUUGCACCUUGGAGGUCCAGACACCAUCACAGCACUUGCCCUGGAGGAUAAUGAGCUAUGGAACAGACACUUGUUCAGCCUUGUCUGUCAAGCGAUCGCUACUGUCUACGUGAUCUUGUUGUCUACACCGAAUAGGCUUUUGACUCCAACAGUGAUCAUGCUUGUGGGAGGAGUGAUCAAGUAUGUCGAGAGAACAGCUGCGUUGUUCUCAGCGAGUCUUGACAAGUUCAAGGAUUCAAUGCUGCAGAAACCUGACCCUGGAGCUAACUACGCGAAGCUAAUGGAGGAAUAUGAAGCUAAGAGGGAGAUGAAUAUGCCAACCGAGGUCAUUGUUGUGGAGGAUCCAGAGAAAGGACGGGAAGGUAAUACUCCAGUUAGGCCCAACGAUGUUUUGACUCCACUUCAAGAAGUUCAGUACGCAUACAAGUACUUUGACAUCUUCAAAGGUCUCGUUGUUGAUCUUAUCUUCACUAACAAACAACGUGACGAAAGCAGGAAGUUCUUUGACUCGUUAAACCCAGAGGAAGCUUUAAGCAUCAUCGAAGUCGAGCUCAGUCUCCUCUACGACAGCUUGUUCACCAAAGCAGAGAUUCUGCAUAACUGGACCGGAGUUGUGUUCCGGUUUAUAGCCCUUGGGUGCCUUUUUGCGUCUCUCUGUCUCUUUAGAAUGAAAAAGGAAGACACAUACGAUGGAUUCGAUGUUGCUCUUACUUACGCAUUGCUCAUAUGUGGAAUAGCUCUUGAUUCAAUUGCUCUUCUCAUGUUCUGUGUAUCUGACUGGAGCAUCGCUAGAUUGAGGAAGCUAAAGGAGGACCUGGAAGAGAGAGAUACCAGGGCAGACAGAGUUUUCAACUGGGUCCUUGGUUUCAGGACGUUGAGGUGGAAACCAUCCAAAUGUUUCCAGAAUGGACAUCAAGUUCUCGACAGGUUCAUUAUGCUUCGCAGAUGGUCUGAGUAUAUUCAUGCUUACAACCUCAUUGGAUACUGCUUGAAGAUACGUCCCAAGAGAAUCCAUCAUACCAAGGGUAUGGUACACAUUUUCUUUCAGAGGAUCAUCCACAUUUUGUUCAUAGAUACUGCCAUCAAAAAGACCAUCCAAGGAAUCACGCUAUGUUUCAGAGCCAUGGAAGAAGGAACUCGCCAGCUUCGAAAUCAAACUGACCGCUUUCUCGGUAAUUUGUGCAAGGAGAAUCGGUUGAUCCGUAAAGUUAUUAACCCUGUUAGAUUGUUUCUCCUUUUCUGGUUUUCACUUCCUCAUCUGCUUGCAAGUAUGAUCGACAAGUACGUCCUGGAAUUUUUCGGUGCCAAAGAUUUGAUUGAAGAGAUAAGAUUCACAACCAGUGAUCGCCUCACCAGAGAACUAUGGGUGUUGAUAUUCAAUCAAGUCCAAUACAAACACCGAUUUGCUGAAGAUCAAGAAAGUGCCAAGAAUAUAUCUUCAGCUAGAGGAGACUGGAUUUUAGUUGAAACAUCAAGCAAGAAAAAAGAAGACGGAUCAUCAGACCAUGCAAUACUUCUGCGAUUCGUGACAGAAAAAGAUUACGAUCAGACCAUUCUACUGUGGCACAUAGCUACAGAACUCUUCUACCAAAGCCAAAUAGACGAGAAAAAAAUCACAGAUAAGCAAGUACACACCAACAGAGAGUUCAGCAAAAUCCUCUCAGACUACAUGAUGUACCUCCUUAUAAUGCAGCCAACACUGAUGUCAGCUGUUUCUGGAAUAGCAAAGAUACGUUUCAGAGACACGUGUGCGGAGGCUAACGAGUUUUUCCAGAGGAGACAUAUCAGUAAAUCAAGACAUGGAGAAGACAACCUUGUCAAAGAAGCUAGCCGAGCUAUCCUCUCUGUCAACACAGAUGUUGAGCCAAUGGAUGUGAAAGGAGACAGAAGCAAAUCAGUUUUGUUUGACGCGAGCGUGCUUGCAAAGGAGCUUGAGAAAGGAGGAGAUAACAUGUGGGAGGUAGUGAGCAAAGUGUGGGUUGAGCUGCUUUGCUUUGCUGCAACUCAUUGUGACUCCAAAGAACAUGCUUCUCAACUCAGCAAAGGCGGCGAACUCAUCAACUUUGUUUGGCUUUUAAUGGCUCAUUUUGGACUCGGAGACCAAUUCCAAAUCAACAGGGAUGAUGCAAGAGCUAAACUGAUCGUUGCCAAGUGAUUUUUCCAUGAAAAGCUACACAAAUUCAACAAUAAAUUAGUUUCCUUCAU
This is a messenger RNA of Eutrema salsugineum, 2521 nucleotides long. RefSeq lists its product as uncharacterized. The coding region runs from base 33 to 2471 and encodes 812 amino acids. The record is from RefSeq and is a predicted model, not a curated record. The transcript has a single exon. NCBI's taxonomy places the organism in Eukaryota, Viridiplantae, Streptophyta, Magnoliopsida, Brassicales, Brassicaceae.